GAAAGAACCAUAUACACAUCCGCUUCCGCCCUGCGCCAUUUUGAUGAAACAGCGAGUGGAAGGUCUUUCACCGAAGAUUAUUUUAUGGAGUAAUUUGAAGAUUUAUCCGACUCGGCUACUUUAUGUCUUACCUAGAGGAAAGUUACCGUCGAAAGAAGAUGAAACUCCAUGUUUCGACCCCUGACUUGGAUUUAACGGAACGGUACGACGGCGACACCUGUUAGCAUUCUUAGCUUAGCUGUUGGUCUGUAGCGUAGCGAGUCAGCAUUGACUCUAGCAUACUUAGUCUUAGUCGUAUAGUCGCAUGUACGACGCAUAAGCUUGACCGUGACAACACCCGUGGACUUUAAGACUUUCAAGUUUUUGGACAUUUAUCGUUUUUUUCUUCAUUUAUUUGAAAUACAAUUUACCUGCGUGUUGUGGUGGGGUAACCCGGCCUGUGCUGCCAGCUUCAAGUGCGGCUUUCAGUGCGAAGGCCUGGUUGUUUCUCCAAGGACAUUUCACUUUGGACAUUACCUAAUUUAAGGCCCGAUAAAAAUAUUGCUUGGUUGCCACUUGGACUUUCGUGAAUUCGGUGGUACUCGUCGAGUUUACUUGGACUUUGAAGAACUUGCGAGGCUCGGGGUGCCGCUGCAUGGCACCCAGGUCUCAAACCCCGGCGUUUUUUGUUUUUUUUUUGGCAAUAACAAAGACUCUCGUCAUCUGCAACCCAAACACAGCUUCCUCAUAUUAAUUUCCUUUUCCCUAGUACUUCAACACGUAUAAAUAUGUUAUAUUAAAAACUUUGGCCUAAUGUGUUAAGAGUAGGCGUUGUUUAAUUUUGUUAUACCAAAUCUGUGGUUUUGUUUUCUAUUUCCAUCUUGUGUUUGGUUGAGUACAUAGGCCUGUGAAAAUGUCGUGUGUUCACUACAAGUUUUCUUCCAAACUGGACUACAACACAGUUACUUUCGAUGGGCUGCAUAUCACCCUCAACGAGCUUAAAAAACAGAUUAUGGCCCGGGAGCGCCUCAAGGCCACAGACUGCGACCUGCAGAUCACCAACGCGCAGACUCGAGAAGAAUAUACUGAUGAUGAAGCCCACAUCCCGAAACACUCGUCAGUGAUUGUCCGUCGCACUCCGCUUGGUGGAGUCAAACCUGCUGGCAGGACGUUCAUUGUAGAUCGUUCUGACACAGCUGUGGUUGGAUCUUCGAGACCCGUAUGUAAAACAAACCCAGUACAACACUCUGUCCUCCUCACCUCACACACUCUACCCCUCUCUCUGAUUAUAUCCACCUUUCUCAAAAACAUUCUGUUGACAGAAAUCGAGCUGUGUGUAUUUUCUGUUCAUUGUUUGUUGGUUACAUUUGUGUUGUGACUGAUUUUCUACAUGUCUGAAGAUGUUUUGAGGGGUCCUGAAGUCACAGUUUAAUUAGAUUGUUGUUUUUUAAGUGAUUUUAUGACUCAAUAAACAAAUAAAGCUGUGGCGAAAUGGUACAUGAAACAACAAAUCAGGUAACAUUGUUAUGAAGGGUAUGAAUUAAUCAAAUGUUGAACUGUUGGCACUUUUUGAAAAAUGAGUUAAAUAUAACUGUUAAUCAUUGUUUCA
Cynoglossus semilaevis (tongue sole) is the source of this 1588-nucleotide messenger RNA. RefSeq names its product E3 ubiquitin-protein ligase RBBP6-like. Gene Ontology annotation, cellular component: nucleus. Gene Ontology annotation, biological process: mRNA processing; ubiquitin-dependent protein catabolic process; protein ubiquitination. The transcript has 3 exons. NCBI's taxonomy places the organism in Eukaryota, Metazoa, Chordata, Actinopteri, Pleuronectiformes, Cynoglossidae. The record is from RefSeq and is a predicted model, not a curated record. The coding region runs from base 893 to 1357 and encodes 154 amino acids. Gene Ontology annotation, molecular function: ubiquitin protein ligase activity; zinc ion binding.